Molecule: messenger RNA, 749 nt
Organism: Bacillus rossius redtenbacheri
Lineage: Eukaryota; Metazoa; Arthropoda; Insecta; Phasmatodea; Bacillidae
Exons: 7
Coding region: 24-653 (209 amino acids)
Source: RefSeq, a predicted model, not a curated record
CCGUGCUGUGCUCCGCUUCAACCAUGAGACACGAGCAGGUGUUCAUCUGGGUCGCGACCUGCUUGGCCGUGGCAGCGGUGCUGCCCGCGGCGGCGAAGCUGACCGAGGAGCGGACCGGCAAGCGGGUGGCCAAGCAGAUACACCUCAAGCCCGCCCUGGUCGACUCCGCCAGCGACCACAAGGCGGCGGAGACCGGCUUCGGCGGAGCGGAGCUCGGAGGCCACGGCAAAUAUUUCCAGUACCAGCAUAACCCCGAACACGACCACUAUGAGUUCGGCUACCGCAGGGGUAACGACCAUCACUUCCAGGAGCGGUACGAGAAGGCCGCGCCCCACCAAGGACACUUCAAGACCAAAGCUCGCUGGGGGGACAAGCACGGAGGGUACGGCGAGCACUACUGGGACUACAACCAUGCUGGCCAUGGUGAUGACCACGGUGAAGAUGGCGAUGGUGGCUACAGCGAGCACGUGCCCAGCUACCAGCCGCAGCAGCACAAGGUGACGGCGAAGCGCGACUCGCAGCAGCUGCAGGCGGGAGAGCAGCGCCUCAAGCGGCAGCCGCCGCAAGCGCCGCGACUGGUGUUCGACGUGGCGAGCGGGCAGGUGGUGGACGAGACCACGGGCCAGGCCUACACGCUGCAGCCCGUGCAGUAGCCGCCCAGUGAUGGCUUACCUAGCUUUUUGUACUUUUAUAACCAAUGUCUUUAUAAUACGCAUUCAUUUUGUUACAAAUAAACUUUUUGAAACAUA